UGGGAGGGUGUUGCUCAUGAUUCACGUAUAUUCAUGGAGGCCUUGAGAAGACCAGAAUUGAAAUUUCCUUAUCUCCCUUCUGGCAAAUAUUAUUUAGUUGAUCUUGGAUAUCCACAUAUGAAUGGAUAUAUUGGACCUUAUAGCGAUGAACGAUAUCAUCUUCCUGAAUUUCGACGUGGGAGUCAGCCAAGAGGGAAAAAAGAGAUAUUUAAUCAGAGGCAUUCAUCCCUAAGAUGCACAAUAGAAAGAACUUUUGGUGUUUGGAAAAAUAGAUGGACAAUGAUUCGUCUCAUGCGUAACUUCCCUUUUGAAAAACAGGUACAAAUUGUUGUUGCUUCAAUGACCUUACACAAUUUUAUUAGGAAGCAUUCCAUGACAAAUCAAGAGUUCCAACCUUAUGAUGAUGAUGAUGAGCUACUUCCGCCUAGACAUGAGGAAGAUCAUAAAGAUGAAGAAAUUGUUGAUAAAAAUUUUACUCAUAGGCGAGAGAUGGAUGUUGAACGAAAAAAGGAUUGCUAAUCUUCUUAUAUCUAGUUAAUGCUUAUUUCACAUUUGAUUGU
Messenger RNA from Malus domestica (apple), 560 nucleotides. Lineage: Eukaryota; Viridiplantae; Streptophyta; Magnoliopsida; Rosales; Rosaceae. The record is from RefSeq and is a predicted model, not a curated record.